GGCUGCGGCCGGUGCCUGUGGUGAGCCGCGCGGGGCUGCGGGCCGCCCCGCUGUUAUCGGUGCCGUUGUUGGGCGCGGGUCGGCGGGGCGCAGGUGGCUGUCGGCUGUUGGCUGGGGCGGGAGCUGCGCUGUGCCGGGGGCAGCGCUGGAGUGGAAGCGAUGGCUUAAAAGCAGGCGGCAGAGCGGGCUGUAACGCGUGUUCCUGGUGGAGCUCGGGGGCAGAGAGCGUAUCUGUCCGUCACCUCGAAGUGUUUCCUUUUUCUUGUCCCGGGUGUCAGCGUUUCGGCUCCCGAGCCUCUUUUAAUUGUUGAUGUAAUUAUAUUUUACCUGUCUGUUUACCUGCAGCUCAGUGUCGUUUCAUCAUGUCUGAAGUUUCUUCUGAAUGUCUGUGCUCAACUUUUUGGUGGCUGUAUUUGUCAGCAAAUGUCUGAAGGAGCUGCAGCAGCAGCUGUCAUCUCGGGCAGUUCAGAAAUGAAACUUUUCUAACUCCCCCGUUGUAAUUGCGAGGUAAAUCGCAGCGAGCCUGGAAUGCUGUUAAGAUGCUUUGUCAUACUCCUCUGUCUUGACAUAACUCCUCUUUCAAGAUGUUCUUGCCUGCAGAACUCAGGGAAACAAGGCAGUUUCACAAUCUCAGGGCUUUAUUUGGAAUUUAUAAUAACUAUAUUCCUAAUCUGAAUAAAAUUCAGGCAGUGUAAAUACAGCUUUCAGCUGUCUCUGAACUGGUGUUAAAUUAAGAUAAAAAGAAUUUAACUUAAGCAAAAGAAAGUAACGCUUUUAGUGUUAGAAUUGGCUUUAAAGACAGAGGUUCAUUUGUAAUAUAUAAGAGGUUACCAUUGUGAUGGCCUUUAAAGCUGAUCCAGUGCAGUGCCCUGCUGCAGGUGGCACAUUAUUAACUCUCCAUGUAGGUGCUGAGGUCUGAGACGGUGUUUCUGAGCAGGGUGAGUAAGGAGCUUUGUCUUUUGAGCAAAAGAACAAAAAGAUAAUCCUGUGCUCAACGGCGUCUUUGAUCAGACUCUGCUGCUUGAUAUCCCCUGUGUAUUGUGCUGGUGAGCUCAGCACGCCUCUGGGAAACUUUCGGUCUGCGCAAAGAGUUUCUUUAAAUGACCCGUUUUGCUUUUAUUUUAGAAAAGAAAAUCCAUUAAUGAAAUCCAAAGUGAAAAGUUGAAGUUCACAGCCCCAUGAAGUAUGUUUGUCAGUGGCUUACUGCUUUUAGUUUGGGUGAUAAUACUAUUUAGUAGCUUUGAGUAUUGAUGGCAGUCAUUUGUAAGCAAAUGAAGUCUAAGACAACUGAAUUACAAACUAAGGAAUGUGAAGCUGGAAACAUAAGCCGAAUGUUCAGUGCGAGUAAUUUCCCUUUUAUGCUUUAAGUGUAAAUAAAGCAAUGGGUGAUAGUGAAAGUUAUUAGUAAAAAAGGGUAAAGUAACAGGAAUAAGCUUAAAAUCAUGCUGAUAGAUGUUGAGAUUGUGCUGCUGUAGCCUCACCUUUCUAUGCUACGUGAACCUGAUCUGUUAGGUGAAAUCAGAGUAAAGAAAUCACUUCCAGCAAGCCUGAGAGGUUACUGACCUUGUCUUGUGUGGGAUGGACAGGUGACCAGUUGUGAGCUCAGCACUGAACGUAUGUAAAGGCACGUUCCUGUGGUGGUGUUCCCCAGUCCUGUUCUCUGUGCAGUGCUGAGGACCAAGCCUUAGCCUGUUGUGGCCCAGGAGAUAUGUAACUUGUGGUGUGGGGCAGGCUAUACCUGCCCAGGAGCUGAAGGAAAGAGCUUCUCAGUUAGGAUAAAUUGUUAGUUCAAGGGAAUGAGAAAUAAGUUGAGUAAAUUUUGGUUUUAUGUAUGUUCUUGGAGCUUAAAAUCUCUGUUUUUUUCUUCUUUUCUGUUGGCAGGCUAGAAAUGUUGCUAUCAGAUAUCUGCAGUAAGUGGUAAUGUUAAUUCAGUGUGCUCUGAAACAUUUAUCCUUGAAUAAAGGCAUUAUGUCCUGGAAAUCCUUACUGCCCAAGGUGAAUCAAUUAGAUGACAAUGUAUGUUGGAAAAGGAGAGUGUAAUGUAGACUGAGAGAUGAGCGAAAUAAAGAUAAGAGUUAAUGCUGGGAGCCUUCAUGAGCACAUAGCUGGUAUUGGAAGAGCCAUAAUAUAUUCAGAGUAGAAACGUACUCUGGAAAUGCAUGCCAUGUGUGGCCAAUAAAGGGAAUGAACAAUGACUUUUCUUACUCUUGGUAAUGUGAAAUGGAUGCUAGAAAGAAUGCCUUGUGAUUUCAAGGGGGCAGAUGUUGAAAUAGUGAAAUAUGGAGAGAGUGCUGCUACAUGUCAGGGCUGAAGAAGAAUGUAGCACUUAAUGGCAAAUGAGAGAGUUAAGUAAGGCAGCACUGGCUUUGUGCUGGGACACGGUGAAAGAGCUGUUCAAAGAAAAGCCUCUAUACAGAGUUGUCUGAACUUUCAUGUACUCCCUCUCACAUUGACACCUGAGAACUCUGAAGGUCAGAGCCAGCCCUGCAACAUUCCGUGUGACUAACCUUAAUCCUGGGGUCCUCCCCUUGAUAAAAGGCUCAACGUUGGCCCUGCUGAGUGAGAGCUGGACCAAACUGACUCCAGAGUUCUCUUUCGGCGUAAAUUAUUUUGUUAUUAUUAUAAAAGUGCUGUAGAAAAGAAAUGACAAGCAUAAAUGUAACUUCCACACUCGGUGUAGGGCAUCAUCUCUGUCAGAUCUUGAUAUUUCAGGUUAUAAGGAAGAUCACUGUAUUUUAAACUUUCAGUUACGUUUCUGGAGAAAACAUCAACCUGCUUGCAGUGUCACAUAGCAUCAGGGAGCCCGAUUCAUAAAACACUUCAUUUUUCCAAGGUGCUCUACAAUGAUUGAAAAAGAUACUUUCUUCUCUAAAGUGCUUUGUAUUUCAGGAGGCAGCAAUGACUAAAUGAAGGCAAUAGUGAGAAAAUAUGGGCAGGCAGUGAUUUUUAGUGUAUUAAUGGUACAACUAUUAAGCUUUUCUAAGGCAUUAUGAGAAAGGAGAGACUUAAAAAAGAAUUUGAUGGAGAGCAAUUUAGUAGCUCUAUUGAUUUUUUUUUUUUUUUUUAUUAGAUUUGGUUCCUUUAGUCUAAUUCUCCUACUCACUGCCUUUUGUGUGCAGAAAAUAGCUUAUUUUCCAGGUGCCUUUUUGACUAUUAGUGCUUUCUAACUACUUCAACCUCUUCCAGAGUUUGACUGAGCGAAGGCUGCCUCCCAGGGAGCAAUCUCUUUUCUGCUGCCCUGUGACAGUGCCUCCAGGCUAACAGCUGGAGGAGUAUUUGACAUUAAGGGAGCAAAGGCAGGACUGCUAAGCACAGUGUUGUCUGUCCAUCAGAGGUACCGCAGGCUUCUGUUAACAGGCUCAGAGUUUUGACGGCAGGAAGUUAAUAAUUAUCAGUCAAGAUCCCGUGAUGACUUGAGGCAACAAAGAAGAGUUUGCGCUACAUGGCCAUGCCUUUGUGUGCCUGUUCACCUGGGGUCUUUGAGGAUUGAUACUUAAACCAAUUGAAGAGUCAGCAUUUGGGUGUGUUGUUCCUCAGAAGACCUGGAAAUGAAUGGAGUCGCCUGGGUUUGGACCAAGCUCUGCAUAAGUUGGCAUUCUAGAAGAGAAGGUGACUGAGGGACACGGGAUGGCAAGAUCAAUUAAAUGUAGUAAACAGUGGUGUUCUCCCUUAAGGGCCAGGAGGGUAGCACAAAUGAAUUGUUGUAUGAACUGGGCUUUAAUAUUCAUUACCCAGUGGCUCUGUGGUUUAUAAACUGUUCUGCCCUUUGACCCCGCUGGUGUUGGAUGACAAGAACAUGGCAAAAGAGCGUCCCUCAGUGCUGGUGUAAGUAUUGGGUGUCUUGGACCACUUAUCCUGUUGGUGGUGGAUUGUUAUCCUGGAGCUGUGAGAAGAUGGGAUGGUCAAGUUUAAAAGAGGGUCUCAGAAAACAGUAUCAAAAUCCUUCUAAGAAGUCCAAAUCCUAAAAAUUGCUAUAUUGGGUUUAAGUAGCUUAUGCAGAGGACAGAGCUCUGAGACUCUAGAUCUUAUUCUGCAUUCUGAGUGUUAUGUUUAGUUUCAGUUCUAGAACAGGACUGCAAAAAUACAGGCACAAAGCAGGCUACUGUCUACCUUUGACACUGGAAAUUUCAAAGCAGAUCAUGGCAGGCUGAAACAUUCAACUGCAUCCUGUUGUGAGCUGAAAUGAAGUUAUAGUCUGAAAUUAAAUAGCUGCAAAAAUCAUUUUGUGUCAUUGGAAGUCAAGUUUAAGAUAGAGGAAUAAUAAUGUUUUAUGAGCCCAAACAGUAAGGUUUCUGUGGGAGGAAGGGAGAUAGUCCUGCUCAUUGCUGCGGUGGUUUGGUUGGGAAAUAGUGCCUGACAUGUGACAGCAGGCAGUGGGAGCUGCUGCCUGGGUUUGGCUCACAGUAUCCUCUGGUUGAGCCUGGAAAUCAUGCAACCCAUUUUACAUUCUGUCCCAAUACUUUUGUGUAACGUUUGGGGCUGAAUGCAUACGUAGAUGUGAUUUGGUGGUAAAUGAAGUGUAUUUCUGUCCUGGUUUGUAAAUGCUGUGAAGUUUGAUAAGGCUUAUCAUUCCGAGACCACCUCAGUGGCACUGGUUAUCAAAUUGCUUUCACACGUCUUUCUUGAACUUGGCUUGAAGUGUUAAGUGAACUGGGAGAAGGGGAUAAGAAAGAAGAGGAGGUGAUCUGUCAGCUCAAAAGUGUGCUGGUUAAUGAAGGUUUUGCCAGGGCUUUAAUAAUUCUUCUGAGCAAACGCAUGGCAACUCUUGCACUUUUAGGAAAAUGAUAACACUAUUCAUUUUAUUACUUGUGUGAAUUGCAAGAGAUGUAAAUGGAGAAAGGAGCAGUUGUACAUGACAGCCAUCUCCUGUUCUGUAAUUCCUGUUACUGUUCCCAUUACAAUAACAAACCUCCUUUUCCAGGGUGCUGUAACAUUGCCUAACUGGUGUUACAGGCAAGCUGAAGUUUCAUGCCUAACACUGCUAGAAAAACACAUGGAGUCUGAGAGUGUGCCACAAGCAGUGUAUUUAGCAGUGAGGCUGUUGAAUGGAGAACUCGUCUCACUGCAUGGUGGUAAAUGCAAGACUCUGACGCAUCUCUGGAACCUGCAAUGACAAGUCAGAACAGUAGCCAUGCAGAGAAAACUGGUGAAAUGUCCUCAAAGCAGCCAGCACCAAAAGUGCAGGUCCAACGAUCUGUCUCCCGAGAAACCAUCACUAUUCAUUUCUCUGCAUUUGGGAAGGAGGAAGAAGAGGAGGAAGAGGAGUUUAAGGAAUUUCUUGAUGAGGAACUAGAUGACCAAAGCAUUGUAACAGCACUUGAAGCCAAGGAAGACCUCUGCUUUGAGCAUACCGGCCAUGAUUUUUCUGGUCCAGCUACCUCGCUUAACGUGGCCAAUUCUGCAUCACUGCUGUCCUCAUCACCUGCAGUUCUGCCAGCUGCAGACACCGUAAAGCUGUUGGAUUCUCCUUCCACAUCCCAAAUACUCAGUGCAGUGCCACUAGUCCUGUCUCCCUCGUCACACUCGUGUCAUACGUUUAGCUUGUUGGGCGCAUCACCACCUGUGGAACAGAAGGCCAACUUCUCGUCUUCCCCAUCCUCAUCUCCUUCCAGAUCAGUUGUCUGCUCUAGUGCAUCGUCCACCGUUUCUAGUUCCAAGCCUUUUAAGGGUUUAGUCAAGUCCCUUUCAACAGAUGUGGAACCAAAAGAGCCAACCCCACCGAUGAGACAUAGACAGUUAAUGAAAACCUUAGUGAAAUCUCUGUCUACAGACACUUCUAAACAAGAAUCUGAAGCUGUGUCAUACAGACCACCGGACUCAAAACUGAACUUGCAUCUGUUCAAACAGUUCACUCAGCCUCGAGCUACAGGUGGUGAUUCCAAAACUGCUCCCUCAUCUCCAUUAACAUCUCCCUCUGACACUCGUUCCUUUUUUAAAGUACCUGAAAUGGAGGCUAAAAUUGAAGAUACUAAAAGACGCCUUUCUGAAGUAAUCUAUGAGCCUUUUCAGCUGCUCAGUAAAAUAAUGGGUGAUGAAAGUAGUAGCCACAGGCCCAAAGCCUUAUCUUCAAGUGCUUCAGAACUCUCAAACCUUUCCAGUUUGAAUGGCCAUUUGGAAAGCAAUAACAACUACAGCAUUAAGGAAGAGGAAUGUGAUUCCGAAGGGGAUUUGUAUGGAAGUGACUCUAACGUGAGUAAGAACGGUCAGCCAAAAACUGCUGAGGAACAUGCAAAAGAGACAGAGUCCAAAAGCUCUCAGUCUGCAAGCACAAAGGAUGUGAGUUCGAAAACUUCACUCGUACUUGAAAAAUGUUCAUUGUCUGCACUAGCAAGCAGAGAGGAUGAGGAGUUUUGUGAACUUUAUUCUGAAGACUUUUCCUUGAUAGAGGAUGAAAGCAAAACCGAUAAACGUUCUGAAACUUUGCUUGAUCUCGAGAUGACUGAUGAAAAUGAUAUUAUGCUCAGUAGUGAAGAGGAAAAUAAUCUGUAUGUGCAACAGCCUAAAAUACCAGUAAAAACUUUAUACUUCUUAACACUGUUAGUCUAUGCUUACUUUAUUAUUCCUCUCCCUGGCUACUUAAGUGGACUCCUCUUUGGAAUGGCCCUUGGAUUUAUGACAGCUAUCUGUGUGAUUUGGCUGCUUACUCCACGUACUCAUGAAUAUCUCAAAUUUCGUGAAAGUAUGAAAAGGCAGUGGAAUACAGGAGCUCUAGACAUCAAAGAACCUGAAAUACUGAAGGGGUGGAUGAAUGAAAUUUAUAAUUAUGAUCCAGAAACAUACCAUGCAACGUUGACUCAUUCUGUCUACGUGCGACUCGAAGGAAGCACCUUAAGGCUUUCAAAACCUAAUAAAAAUAUUUCUAGAAGAGCUGUGUACAAUGAGCCAAAGCCUGAAGUCACGUAUGUCAGCCAGAAAAUUUAUGAACUUACGGAGAGCAAGAUUUCACUGGUUCCCAAAAGUCUGGCACGAAAACGAAUUUGGAAUAAGAAGUACCCUAUUUGCAUUGAACUUGCUAGGCAGGAUGACUUCAUGGCUAAAGCCCAGACUGAUAAAGAGAAUGCAGAGGAAAAGGUGUCUUCUGAGAAAGUAGACUUGAACAAUGAGGAAUCCAAGAAAGCUCAGGAUGGAGCCAAGUACACUAGCCAAAAGGAUCAAGUGCUUUAUCUCUUUGGAAGGACAGGUAGAGAGAAGGAGGAGUGGUUCAGAAGGUUCCUUCUAGCAUCCAAGCUCAAGUCUGAAGCCAAGAAGCCUUCCAGCAAGCCAGGGAUCUUGCCAGCACAUGGUAGAACAGAGAGUCAGUCAGGAGUUCUUACACACAGUCGUAGCAGCAGCAAGGGAAGCGUGGAAGAAAUUGCAUCCCAGCCUAAACACAAGGACUUGGCUGGCAAUCUGAGGCAGAAAAUGCUCCUGGACUACAAUAUUUAUAUGGCAAAGUGUGUCCCACAGGAAAAGAAGAGCCCAUCGGGUAGUCCAGUCCUCAGUGCAGAUAGCAGCCCUACAGCUGUGAAAAAGUUACCUGAUGCCCACGUGGAAGCUGAGGAAGAAGAACAGGAGGUCUGGGUGAAUGCUUUGCUUGGAAGAAUAUUUUGGGAUUUUUUAGGAGAAAAAUACUGGUCUGAUCUAGUGUCAAAGAAGAUCCAAAUGAAACUUAGUAAAAUAAAGCUGCCAUACUUCAUGAAUGAGCUAACACUGACUGAGCUUGACAUGGGGAUAGCAGUGCCGAAGAUCCUUCAAGCCUUCAAACCUUCUAUUGAUUACAGAGGGCUUUGGAUUGAUUUGGAGAUGUCUUACAACGGAUCUUUUCUAAUGACCCUGGAGACCAAGAUGAACUUGACCAAACUUGGUAAAGAGCCUCUUGGCGAAGCACUGAAGGCUGGAGAGAUUGGCAAGGAAGGUUCCAGGCCAAGGGCGUAUUGUCUUGCAGACAGUGAUGAGGAAUCCUCCAGUGCUGGGUCAUCAGAAGAGGAUGAUGCUCCUGAAUUGGCAGGAGAGAAGCAGGUGACUCCUGGAGCAGAAGGGUAUGUUGGAGGACAUCGGACAAGUAAGAUCAUGAGAAUUGUGGAUAAAAUAACCAAGUCAAAAUACUUUCAAAAAGCAACAGAGACUGAGUUUAUAAAGAAGAAAAUUGAAGAGGUCUCAAAUACUCCAUUGCUGCUAACAGUUGAAGUACAAGAGUGCAGAGGAACACUAGUAAUUAACAUUCCACCUCCACCUACUGACAGAAUAUGGUAUGGCUUUCGAAGACCUCCCUACUUGGAGUUAAAAGCUCGGCCAAAACUUGGUGAGAGAGAAGUCACUCUGGUUCAUGUAACUGAAUGGAUAGAGAGGAAACUGGAACAAGAGUUUCAGAAAAUCUUUGUCAUGCCAAACAUGGAUGAUGUUUAUAUUCCUUUAAUGCACUCAGCCAUGGAUCCCCGCUCCUCUACAUGCCCUCCUAAAGAUCUGGUCACGGAGGCCCCUGAUCAGCCAUGAUGUGAAGACUUGCAGUUUACAGUAUUAUAAAGGUUAUUCUCAUGGUUUUAUAAACUGUGCUGUAGUUAUCAUCAAUUUGUGCCACUUUCCCCCUCCCCAAGGUCUGCCUAUAACCAUACCUUUGUGCUCACUUGCCUGGUUAUUGUUCUGUGUACUUCAGCGACAUGGUUUCAUUCCAUUAAGCAGCUGAUUUGUUUUUGUACUGGCUACCAUCAGGAUUUUAACGUGGAGGCUGAGACGACCUGUUCUUCGGGGGAGGGAGGGAGAACCUAACUAAAAUAGAUCAAGGAGCUUGUUGACACAGCUUAUGCUUUCACGCUACGUUGGUGUGCGUUAACACAUUGAAAGGUUGUUUGGCAGCAAAGAAACUGCGUGCCAAAUGAAAAAAAAAAUCCUAAAUAAGGAAUGAAUUUAUAAAAACUGGAAGAAUAUUUUUCUUUCUCAGGCAGUUGGAGGUGUAGAAUGAACUGUUUUAUGUUCUUUCACUUCUGCAGUCAAUAGCUUGUGUCAAGCAAUCAAAAUAUGAAAUGCUUUCAGGAUUAAAGAAUGUAAAUUGGGUGUAUAGGUAAUAUUGUGAUUCAGUGUGGUAUAUACAUGUUACUUUUUUCAUAUAGGACUUGUGCUUUUUUUUGGGGAAGCAACUAGCCAUAAAACACACAGUUAUCAGUGAAAGUGGGACUGUCAUAUUUUUGUAAAUGAGGAGAAAAAAGUUGGUAAAGCCAUGAGACCAAACUAUAGCAAGCAGCCUUAUAGUGAGGUACAAUCACCUUGAUUCAUGAUUAAUUCUGAAUGUUUAUAAAGACGUGAGCACACAUGAAAUGUUUAAUACUGCACAUUACCAGAAGUACUUAGUUACCCUACUGUGUAUAGAGCCUCUUGCUAUGAUGAAACAGUUUUUUCUUAUAGGAGAAUUUGUUGCUGUGACUCUUCCAUUGCACUGUGUUUACAUGCAAAGCACGGGACCAAAUUUUCACAUUACAGCUGUGCAAAUGCAGAUAUCAGUCUCUUGAUGUUUGUGAAACAGCUGUAAUGGAAAUAUUUGACCCCUCUGCAUUGUUCUUUUUGACUCUGAAAUAGGAAUUCAAGCUGAUCGUGAUCUAAAAGACUGUUUCUGCUACUUACUGGCCAAAACUAAGUGGGAGUAUGGGAAACUGCCUCUUAUUUCUAUCUAGUAUGAUGACUCAAGAGUAAAUGUAUGCAGUGAAUUUGGUAUUUGAACACUACAUAUCCACUCCUUAACACACACAAUAUUUUUCUGAUGCUCAUUGUUGCCAACAGUUCAUGGAUGUCAGAAAACAUUUUAGUUUACAGAGGGUGAGUUCCGGCUCUCCUUUUAUAACAUGAUUUCUGUUGUUUUUUUUUUUAAGAAGUAAUUUUUUAAGAACUUUUUUGUACUUUGUGUUGUCACAUUUGAUGUAAAUCAGAAUUUCCAUGUGUAACUUGAUGAUUUACCAUCUUUAAAUGAAGCUAUUAUAUUGAAGGUUUUUUAAACAGCACCUUGCCUGAAACAUAAAAGAAAACUAGCAUUUAAUAUAUUUAAAAUUAAUUCUAUAUUUGAACACCUAUUUUGGUUACCUUUAAUUAAAAUAUUAGUAGGUUAUAUUUGUUACCUGAACUCCUCCUUGACCAUUCCAGGCUGUGUAUAUUCUGGGUUCUGCUCUGAUUAUGUAGGCACUAUCUGCCUCUCAUGAAGUCUGCAUGUCUUGUACGCAGGUCUUUUAUAUGAUUUAAUUUUUAUGUGCAAUAACUAAAGUCAAAGGACUAGAUGCACUAAUGUGUAAACAGAUUUAGAUUAUUAUAUGAGACUGUCAUAUUGCACUUCAUAAACUGUGGGUAACUACAGUCUGCUUGCUUUGUUUUACUAAAUAAAUUUAUCUCGUCAAUUAUUCAGUUAAUUUCCCCACAGUGCUUGCCCCCUCCUGCUGAAGGCUUUCAAGUCAUUAGAAUGCAAUUCACCACAAUUAAUUGUUUUUAUACACCCAACUUGGGUUUCCCAACAGGAUAACUACAGCUUAUGAUUGGAGGCUGACCUACCCUGAGCCUGUUCUAGCUUUAGAAGUAGAAACUUUUGUGUUAUCCUCUUGAAGAGAAGUUCAGCACGUCUCGACAGCCUCCUUCCCCCCUCCUCCUCCACUCUCCUCCCUGCUGUCAGCAUUUGCACUGAGACCGUGCCUUUCCAAUUUUAUUCUGCACGGAAAAGCCUGAUUACCAAAGUCAGAGAACAGCAGGGGUAGGUGGUGCCUAUUGUAGUAAUCUUGGUGUGUGACCUUAAGCAUCACAUUGUAGCCUUCUGUACCUCAGCAGCACCUCAGCAUCCCGCGCUGCCCACAGCGUGGCUGCACAGAUAGCUCUCCAGCCCUGCUGCCUGCAGGACACCAACCCCCAGCUAUAACGCAGGGUAAGAUGCAGGCCCUGAGAACAGCCACAGCUUGGAUCAAAGGAUUCAAGCUUCCCUUUUGCUGUAUGCUUAAAAAAAAAAAAAGAUUCCCAACAAUCGGCUGGAGCACACGGCACUGCAUCUCUCCAACUCGAGCACUAUUCCUGCUGCGACAGGGGCCGGGGCUCCCUGCUCCCAUCAGCGAUCAGGACGCCGUGAGCUCCGUUCCCACCCCCCCAUUCUCACCCUCCUCCCCCCCCCUUCCGCGCAUGCGCGCUGUGCAUUGCUUUUAAAAGCGCCGGGCGGGGAGCGCCGCGCAGCACCAGUUAUGGAACAAGGGCUUCGC
Molecule: messenger RNA, 11195 nt
Organism: Phasianus colchicus (ring-necked pheasant)
Lineage: Eukaryota; Metazoa; Chordata; Aves; Galliformes; Phasianidae
Gene: TEX2
Product: testis expressed 2
Cellular component (GO): endoplasmic reticulum
Molecular function (GO): lipid binding
Source: RefSeq, a predicted model, not a curated record